Molecule: messenger RNA, 2048 nt
Organism: Periconia digitata
Lineage: Eukaryota; Fungi; Ascomycota; Dothideomycetes; Pleosporales; Periconiaceae
Source: the annotation of a GenBank genome assembly
AACUAUCAUACUCCGUUGUCUAUCCUCUAACCGCGAUAGUGGAUGGCGGCUUUGGUCGGGCGUAUAGGUCGACGAGCCAUCGUUCCCCGAUGUCAAUUCCCGAGUUUUUCGUCCGCGGUCAAAGAAAUGAACGACGGCUUGCGACAAUCGAAUGCCAUGUUAGGAAACUAAUGUCUGUGGCAGAUACACAUAUCCCUUGCGUAAGACCACCACCUUAUGCAGUCUUGUAGGAUUUAUAGCGUCAGAUGUCAAGCCACCGAAACACGACGGUAUGAACAGAGAGCCUCGCUCUAGAUCGGCUCCGCGUACUCCUGAUGAGCAAAUCAAGCCAAGGCAUGACCCCUGAAACACAACAUGCCAUCGGCGACUUGGGACGAUACGUCACGACACCCUAGACCGCGUAAUGCGCUGACUUCCGUUGCCCGUUACCUCACAUGUCCUCCAUUCCCGCACGUUGGCUAACCCAGCACUCCUCAGCCUCACCCGUAGCAUGCAGUCUAUCUAUUUACUGGAGUGCAAUUGGGCAGAAUUGAAUAGCGGCCUUGGCAUCGCGGCGAAGAUGCUCAGCCGCAGGCCCACCUCCUAAAGAACGCGCAUAAGCGCUAAUUUUCGCCUAUGCGAUUCCCAAUUCCACGGUAAAAUCCAGGGGAUGUGUGAGCUACGAAGCUUCAGUAUAUAUUCAAUUGUCUAUUCACUCUAGACAUCUUGACCGGCUUCGACAUAUACGGGGAUCCCUUCUCUUACCCACCUUACCAUUGCAGAAACUGCUCCACAGUGAGGCGUUCUAUCUCGACGUUCUCUUUAUACCCCUGUCUACAUUAGCAAAGAUGCCGAGGAAGAACAAAGGCGUGCGCAAAUGCCAUGUCAAGUCGAGAAACGGGUGUGUUCAAUGCAAGCGCAGGAGAGUUAAGUGUGAUGUCAAACAACCCAUAUGCUCUUCCUGCUCCCGCCGGGGCGAGGAUUGUCAGUAUCCCGAUAUGUUCGGCAAUAGCUACUAUCAGUCUUUGCAGGCCUCUUGGCCGCAGAUGCUAUCCGCCAGACCUGCAAAUAUUCUACAUCCAACUUCUCACACCGAGUUCGAAAUACUUGAACAAGUUGACGGUCAGCUCACCGCAAUACAACCAGCUGCUGGCCCCAAACCAGACUAUACGGGUCUCAAGAUAAUGUCCAUAGGAAUAAUUCGAUUGGUCAUGGAACGAGCGAACAUGCCACCGGGAGAAACAGUACUAUGGGCCAAUUCCAUGGCUGAGAUAUGCGUAGAGAAAGACUAUAUUAUGCACACUGUCAUGAGUCUUGCUUGUGGCCUACAAGAUGUGCUGAGUAGACCAGACAAGAUGGUUGGAGAUAAAGCAUACGAGCACAACAUCAAGGCAUCGUCACUUUUUCGGCAGCAGACCGAGGUAAUCGAUUCGAGUAAUUGGCUCCCUCCUAUCAUGUUCCAUGUCCUCACUGUCGUAUUUCGACUCUACUCGCAAGCCUUUUGUGCACCAGAAGACUUCUCGUUAGUCGAUACAUUGAGACUAUUCAAAAGCGGCAUGGCUAUUGUACGACAAACAACUGGAUUCGUUAUGAAAUCCCCAUUUUGGGAAUUUAUAGUUGCGCGAACAGGAUUGCAAACAAAGCUCAAUACGGACAACGAACCUUUUCUCUAUGAGAGUCUGGGAUUCCUAGAAAGCGUUCUCUCAGGGGAAGAAGAGAAUCCGUUCGCUACCGAGGAACAGCAAUAUCAAGCACGUGUUCACCGACAGGGGCUCGGAGCUCUGUACGGGUGGAUAGAGCACUGCGACGCGCUGCCUCGAUCGUGGCCACAUUACUGCGGCUGGCCGAGUCUUUUGUCAGAUGAAUUCCUAGAUCUGGUCGAGCAAAAGAACGAGUUUGCUCUCCUUCUGGUCAUACAUUGGUGCGGGCUCCUGUAUCGCUCGAAUAAACCGGGCGUCAAGGCAUGGGCUUAUCGGGCGGGUCACGAUGCUUUAUCAGGGAUUCAGCACCCAGAGUGGUGGAGUGAUGCCCUGGAUUGGCCGCUCAAAAUGCUACUUCCGUUAUGGUGA